Lottia gigantea (owl limpet) is the source of this 600-nucleotide messenger RNA. RefSeq lists its product as hypothetical. The transcript is spliced from 5 exons. Gene Ontology annotation, molecular function: signaling receptor activity. Bases 87 to 560 code for a protein of 157 amino acids. NCBI's taxonomy places the organism in Eukaryota, Metazoa, Mollusca, Gastropoda, Lottiidae. The record is from RefSeq and is a predicted model, not a curated record.
GUGUAAUCUAGAAGAAGACAAAUCUUAUAGAACCAUCUGUUCGUUCACCUUUCUGUGAUCUCUUCUGUUGGGCAAAAAUAGUCAAAAUGUUACAACUAGUUUUAUCUUUGAUAUUUAUAUCUUCUGCAGUAUAUGGUCAGUCUUGUCCGAAUGGGUAUAUACGUCAUGAUAAGUCAUGUUACGCCGUAGUGACUAAUCCUACGGCAACUUGGCCUCACGCACAGGCAUAUUGUGAUGGUGCUAAUGGGCAUCUUGUUACUUUUGAAACAGAGGCAGAAAGGUCGUACGUUCACAAUUAUAUUCAGAACAGAUUCGGGCCAACAAAUAAAUAUUACUGGAUCGGUGGAGUCAAUUACAUUGAUGGUUCCUGGGUUUGGAUGAAUAACCUUACAGCUGUUAACUUGAACUGGGCUACCGGUGAACCAACUAGAAAUUCAAAUGAACAUUGUCUGUUAAUGGUAGCUACCGAAUUUGGAAAAUAUGCUGAUAAUACUUGUGAAGAUGUCAGUUCUCAGGACACAAACCAUCAUCCAUACGUAUGUGAAAAAGAAGUUUCCUAAUCUUCAUUCUAAUUUACGUAUAAAUAAAGAUAUUUUGCUU